CGGCGGAGGGAUCCGGCCUGGGGAGUCGGUCCGGACCCGGGCCUGGGACUUCCGAGCCAGAUCUUCCCACGGCCGGAGCCCCGCACCUGCGCCCUCGGAGCGCGUCUCGGACGCCAUGGCCGCCGCCGCGGGCUUGCGGGCCUUCAGGGCCAAGGUGCCCGACUGGCUCCGGCACGGCCGGUGCGUUCCGCUCGCCGCCGGCUUCUGCAGCGGAGGGCCCGCCGGGGCCGGGCAGCCGGAGCCGGGGUCGCGACUCACGAGCUCGCGGCAGCGGGACGGCAUCAGGAACAUUGUCUUGAGCAAUCCAAAGAGGAGGAAUGCGCUGUCACUGGCAAUGCUGAAAUCUCUCCAAAGGGACAUUCUUCAUGAAGCUGAAAGCACAGAUCUGAAAGUCAUUAUCAUUUCAGCUGAGGGACCUGUAUUUUCUUCUGGGCAUGAUUUAAAGGAACUGACGGAUGAGCAAGGUCCAGAAUAUCACACUGAAGUAUUUCAAACCUGUUCUGAGGUCAUGAUGCUGAUCCAGAAUCAUCCCGUCCCCGUGAUCGCCAUGGUGAACGGCUUGGCCACCGCUGCUGGCUGUCAGCUGGUUGCCAGCUGUGACAUUGCCGUGGCCAGUGACAAGUCCUCAUUUGCCACUCCAGGUGUGAACAUCGGGCUCUUCUGCUCCACCCCUGGGGUGGCCUUGGGGAGAGCAGUGCCAAGAAAGGUCGCCUUAGAAAUGCUCUUCACCGGGGAACCCAUAUCUGCUCAGGAAGCCUUGCUCCAUGGGAUGCUCAGUAGAGUGGUGCCGGAAGAGCAGCUGGAGGAAGAGACCAUGAGAAUCGCAAGGAAGAUCGCCUCCUUGAGCCGUCCUGUGGUGUCUUUGGGCAAGGCUGCCUUCUACAAGCAAGUGCACCAGGACCUUAGAACGGCCUACCACCUGGCCUCCCAGACCAUGGUGGACAAUGUGGCCCUGCAAGAUGGGCAGGAGGGAAUCAAGGCCUUCAUCCAGAAGAGAAAACCCGUCUGGUCACACUGAGCCGGCCUGAACAGAGGGAUGGAGGGAGUGUGACCCAGUGAGCAGCACUCAGGAUGCUCCUCGCCCCCCCAGCCACCACUGCUGCCUCAUGACAGGAACAGCAGACAGACUGCUUCUGUACCAUUAGUCAUGGUCCCACUGCAUGGGGUCUAUAUUCAAAGCCAUGGUUCCUGGGAAAAGGAUGAAACCGAGAUUCAAAGGAGAUGCUAAUUUAAGGGUAGUGAGCACCUAUGCUGGGUCAGCUGUGGUAAUAAGCCUGGAUUUUGAUAAACUUCUUCAUGGGACCUUAAGUGUGGGACCACCCCGACAUGGGAGAAGGUGACGAUAAAAUGAAGCAUGAAAGAAGGAUGCCAACCUGCUUCUGUUAUCAGAAAUGUCCCGUACGGUGGAGGUAGUUCUGGUUGCCCAGACACACGAACCAUUUCCAAUCUCCAUGAGGUAGUCUCCACAUUGCACAUUUUGGUUCUAUUGAGAAAGAAUCAUGCCUAUGGCUUUGGAAUAAUCUUAUGUGACUUUAAAAUAUUAAGUAUUUAGAGAGACUGGUAUUUUAUCUUCUUAACCAGAAUAUAAGCUGUUUGAGGAAAAAAAUAAAUGAAUUCAUUCUUUGUAUGCCUGUGCUAUGGACACAGAGUAGGUGCCUGAUGUUUCUGUAGUGAAUGUCCUGGCCAUUGGAGCUACUGUGAAACCGGGACCCUGGGCAUAACCUGAGGAUAAAAACAUCAGGAUAGGUGGGAAGGAUGCAGAGCACACGUCCUACCCACUAAAAAUCACCUGCUCCGGACAUGCUUCCAAACUCUGCUCAGCUUCUGGUGAGAAUCCACAGUAGCAUCAGGCAGUUGAGUUCCCAGCUGAGCAAGGGCUUGGCUUAGGACCUAAACAUGCUACUUUCUGGCUUCUGGUUCAGGCUGACCCAAGAUAUGUUCUAAAUCUCCUGUCCUCAAACUUGCCCAGCUUAUCUUUUUUUAAAAAUAUAUUUUAUUGAUUUUUUACAGAGAGGAAGGGAGAGGAAUAGAGAGGUAGAAACAUCAAUGAGAGA
Messenger RNA from Myotis myotis, 2054 nucleotides. It is a transcript of the gene ECHDC3, whose product is annotated as enoyl-CoA hydratase domain containing 3. The record is from RefSeq and is a predicted model, not a curated record. Gene Ontology annotation, cellular component: mitochondrion. Gene Ontology annotation, molecular function: hydro-lyase activity. The transcript is spliced from 5 exons. Lineage: Eukaryota; Metazoa; Chordata; Mammalia; Chiroptera; Vespertilionidae. The coding region runs from base 116 to 1018 and encodes 300 amino acids.